Messenger RNA from Glycine soja, 573 nucleotides. RefSeq names its product protein DOWNSTREAM OF FLC-like. Lineage: Eukaryota; Viridiplantae; Streptophyta; Magnoliopsida; Fabales; Fabaceae. Bases 1 to 573 code for a protein of 190 amino acids. The record is from RefSeq and is a predicted model, not a curated record. The transcript is spliced from 3 exons.
AUGCAUUCUCAAUCAGCUGUUAAAACUUUUCCUUCAUCUUAUCUUUACUUGGCCCUGACAUAUCCUAUAAAGCAGGCCUUUGGAAGCUUCCUUGAAAAAUUUAUAAGAUAUGUCAGGACCUUGAAGACUCUGGACAAAUCCUGCAAAUCUUCACCUGAUAAUUACGUGCCUAGUGCUUCACCUGAUCACCUGGCCAUCACCCUCUAUAUCUUCCCUAUUGCUACAGAAAUAUUCCAUGUCAAGGGUUCCGUUUAUUGUGAUACCUGCCGUGCUGGAUUCGAAACUAAUGCCACCUUUUACAUUCAAGGUGCAAAGGUUGGAAUUCAAAGGAAGACCAUGAAGGUGGUUUACUACACAGAGGGUGUGACAGACUCCACUGGAACAUACCACAUUGAGGUUGAGAAUGACCACCGCGACAAUAUUUGCGAAUGCGUGCUUGUUAAAAGCCCUAUCAAAUGGUGUAACACCCCAGACUCUGGGCGUGACAAAUCCAGCAUAGUACUAACCCACCACCAAAAUGGCGUAGUCAACCAUCUUCACUAUGCAAAUGCUAUGGGUUACUUGAGGGACUAG